Stylophora pistillata is the source of this 1839-nucleotide messenger RNA. Its product is annotated as tRNA wybutosine-synthesizing protein 3 homolog. Lineage: Eukaryota; Metazoa; Cnidaria; Anthozoa; Scleractinia; Pocilloporidae. The record is from RefSeq and is a predicted model, not a curated record.
AAUGGCGGCGUUCGAGAGGCAAAAAGGGGCAUGCUUGUCGCAAGUUGAUCUUAGUAAGAAGGGGAGCAUAGAUGACCGAAUCAUGGAAUUAAUACAGUACAUUAAUGCUAAAGAAAACUUUUUCACCACAAGUUCUUGUUCUGGGAGGAUAUCCCUUUUUUCAGAGCUGGAAAAUCAGAAGAAAAAACAAUGCGAGUGGCUGUAUGUUACUCAUGAUGCAGCUGUAAAAGAAGAAGUUAUCAAUUCCUUGAAGGACUGUAAAGGAAGUGCUGUGUUCAAGUUUGAACCAUUUGUUUUACAUGUUCAGUGCAGAGAUCUUGAAUGUGGACAACAAAUGCUCAAAGCAGCACUAACAUCUGGCUUUAAAAAUUCUGGAAUUGUCAUUGGCAGGAAGGCCAAUGUGAUUGUGGCAGUAAGAAGUACACAGACCAUAGAAGUGCCACUUGUUCAUGUGGGAGAACUAAUGGUCUCUCAUAAGUAUGUAGAGUUCCUGGUGGAUAUUGCAAACAAGAAACUUGAUGAUAAUCAAACAAGAAUAGACAGAUUUUUCACCAACCUCAGUGACAUAUUACAUAAUCACAGCAGCAGUGACAGCACAUCUCAGAAAACAGGCCCAAAACAAACUGCUGAGACUAGAAAAGAUGAUUUGUCUACAAAAGGGACAAGAACUUCCCAGAAAUCAAAUGCUGAUGACUUUGUACUUUUCAAUGGCAAUGACAUGCUAGACUGCUUGUCCUCUUUCUAUGGGGAGGUGUCAUGAUCAUUGUUAUUCAAGUCAGCUUUCAGUAACCAUGUGCAGUCAAGUCCAAAUCAAAGAAGAGUAACUUCUCGCCAUUCCCGUGGCGAAUGAAUUAAAUUCUAUAUUCUAAAAUUCUCAUUAGACAGUGUAAUCAGAAGGGGGAAAAAAUGGCUCACACCUCUUCAUUUUAUAAAUAAUAAGGGAAAAUGUUGUUUUUCAUCAGAAUAUGGCAGUUGUUGGAGAUUUUUCCUGCAGUAUUGUUUAAUUCCUAAUUGAGAGUUGUUACGGUGAAAAGGACAAGUGAGGGCCAGUUGCUGCAGGUUUCAGUCAACUGUAAACACGUUAAUUUGAUUGACUGGUCAUUGGUAAAAUGACCAAUCUUAAUAGAGAUAGAAAAAAGUGGACAUGGAGAAAAAGCCAGAGUUUAAGUUUCCUCAUGCCUGAUUAGCUCUUUCCUUGAAGCACAAACCAUUCACUGCUUUCCGAGUUUCAAUGUGAAUAUUAUAUCCAUGGUAGAAGUUCUUUCAAGCUCUGAAGCCAGUUGACUGCCUGUCACGAGUCUUUUAGAGGUCCAGCCAUCUGCAGGGGCCUUUUCAUUUCCAAAGAGUACUGCUCCUACUCUGGAAGUUCAUCCCUAAUAUCUAAGCACACUAGUACACAUAUUAACCCCAAGUGGAGAGGGUCUCUUGACUAACUGACUGCCACAAAUACCUGGUUAGGUGAAACCGAGACAGAAUUCAAUAAUAUUUUGUUUAUUUAAACUGUUCUCAAAUUACUAUUUAGUAUGAUACCAGCAGAGGCAGCGCAUCAGCAUUUGACACGAAACAUCAUUCUAUUAUAAUUUAAACACAUUCUGUUGCAAUCGUAACAUACAACACUAAGAUUUAACCAUUUCCAUAUAGAAAAGUAAACUGUUUGCAUUCAAACUCCAGAAACAUAAUAUCUCCACUAUACUUCUAUGAUUAUCAAAUUAUAUUAGACAUAACCACUAUGCAAAAUAAGGAAACAAAAGUAUGUACUUGGUGUAUAAAACAAUUUGGAGUAGCAAUAACAGGUUCUCCCAAGAAAAAAUUGAAAAAAUAAAGUUUACGAAUACUGAA